Salvia splendens (bonfire salvia) is the source of this 1173-nucleotide messenger RNA. RefSeq names its product receptor-like cytoplasmic kinase 176. The transcript has 5 exons. Gene Ontology annotation, biological process: protein phosphorylation. The coding region runs from base 128 to 850 and encodes 240 amino acids. Lineage: Eukaryota; Viridiplantae; Streptophyta; Magnoliopsida; Lamiales; Lamiaceae. The record is from RefSeq and is a predicted model, not a curated record. Gene Ontology annotation, molecular function: protein kinase activity; ATP binding.
CGGCCUUCAAGGUCACAAGGAAUGGUUGACUGAAAUCAACUAUCUUGGACAGCUUUACCAUCCGAAUCUGGUGAAAUUGGUUGGUUAUUGCUUGGAGGACGAGCAUAGGCUUCUCGUUUACGAGUUUAUGCCACGAGGCAGCUUGGAGAAUCAUCUGUUCAGGAGGGCUGCGCAUUUCCAGCCGUUAUCUUGGAGCCUGAGGAUGAAGGUUGCUCUUGGUGCAGCAAAGGGGCUUGAGUAUCUUCACAGCCCCGAAGCAAGAGUUAUCUAUCGCGAUUUCAAAUCAUCCAAUAUUUUGCUUGAUUCGAACUAUAAUGCAAAGCUUUCCGAUUUCGGCUUGGCCAAGGAUGGUCCGGUAGACGGGAGAAGCCACGUGUCUACUAGGGUUAUGGGUACGUACGGCUACGCAGCUCCAGAAUACAUGGCAACAGGUCAUCUCACAUCGAGGAGCGACGUGUACAGUUUCGGAGUCGUUCUUCUCGAGAUGCUGACUGGACGGCGCGUCCUGGACAAGAACCUCCCCCAAGGGGAGCAGAACCUCAUCCAAUGGGCGAGGCCGUUCCUCGCCAGCAAAAGGAGGGUUCUCCGCGUCAUAGACGCCCGCAUCCAGGGCCAGUACACGCCAAACGCGGCCCUGAAAGCGGCCACACUUGCAGUGAGAUGCCUGGCCACGGAGCCGAAGCAGCGCCCCAAGAUGAAGGAGGUGGUGGCCGCAUUAGAAGCGCUUCAAGACCCGGCCGGUGUGGGAACCGGCGGAGCUGCGCAGCACCGGAGGACAGCGUACCGUGGAGGCCGGGCGGCCUCGUAUCCGAGACCUUCAACUCCUCCUCCGCUUGUUGCAUCCUUGUAACUUGAAUUGAUGUUUUUGAGGAAAGAGAUGUGGAAAUGGUGGUUGCAAUUUUUCUGUGUUAAUUUGCUUGUAACACCAUUCUUGGAAGCUCUUUGUACAGCCAUUUUAUUUGGGAGCUAAAAUCUUCUUAGAUUCUCAACAACCAAUCUUCAUGAAUUAACUGUUAUAUGGUCUCAGUAUAUUUUCUCUAAAACCAAUUUGUGAUAAUUGAGUGAUUAUUGCUAUGUAUUUAUGUUAAUCUUUUUUUUUCAGAUGUUCGAUGUGUCACAAUUCAUGUACUAUACUUAUCUGGAAGCUUAAUUGAAGGAAUUUUGAAUUGUUGA